Oncorhynchus keta (chum salmon) is the source of this 924-nucleotide messenger RNA. RefSeq names its product rhophilin-2-like. The annotation marks the transcript as partial. Gene Ontology annotation, biological process: signal transduction; negative regulation of stress fiber assembly. The record is from RefSeq and is a predicted model, not a curated record. Lineage: Eukaryota; Metazoa; Chordata; Actinopteri; Salmoniformes; Salmonidae. The transcript is spliced from 6 exons.
CAACACACUGCAACUAAAGAUACUGAUAACUUUACCGUUUUGUUUGCGCUGCGAUCCGCUGCCGUCACACUCUCGGGGUGGGGUUUCUAGUUUAGCUGCGCGGAGAAUAGCGACUUGUCUGGUAGAGUGAUGUCACAUAACGAAUAGACGAGAGACCGAACCAGUGACUGAUUGUAAUAGCUGGGGAAAGCGCACCUGUUGAAUAACAGGCUCACAACGAUAUUCCCGUUUUCCUUCGAAGCUUUUUGGCUGCGUCUUAAAAGUUCAGAAUGACGGAUACAAUACUUACCAACGGAAUCAAGGACCGAGCGGGUCAGAAUGGAUAUUUUAAAAAGGGAUGUAACCCACUAGCCCUGACGGGCCGCUCCAAGCUGCAGAAUGAGAGAGCCAGUCUCAACCAACAGAUCAUCAGACAGAUGAGGAUGAGAGCUGGGGCAGAGAACUUACUAAGGGCGACCUCCAACAACAAAGUGUGUGAUAUGGUCGUUCUGGAGCUGAGCUAUAUCAACUCUAACCUGCAGCUGCUCAUGGAACAACUGGAGGGGCUCAACAGCUCCGUGGAGGUCUACCAGAACAGCCAAGAGACCUCCAGCAUCCCUCUCAUCCCGCUGGGUCUGAAGGAGACUAAAGAGAUGGACUUCUCUGUGUCAUUCAAGGACUUCAUCCUGGAGCACUACAGUGAAGAUGGCUCCAGCUUCGAGGAGGAGAUCGCCGACCUGAUGGACCUGAGACAGGCCUGUCGUACCCCCAGUCGCAAUGACGCCGGCAUCGAGACCCUGGCCAAGUACUUCAGCCACAUACCUCUACUGGAGAGCCGCUUCUUCUCCGCUACCCGCCAGAUGGGCAUCUUCUUUACUUGGCACGUUCCACCUCACUGUCUCCAAUGCCCCGCCAAUCAUGGUCUGACCCAGCCCAGGGGUCCCG